Messenger RNA from Durusdinium trenchii, 552 nucleotides. NCBI's taxonomy places the organism in Eukaryota, Dinophyceae, Suessiales, Symbiodiniaceae. The record is from the annotation of a GenBank genome assembly.
AUGGCAUGGUGCAAGCCGGCCCUGGGUUUGAGUGUGCUACUGCCACCAGCUUGGGCCUACUACCAGACAACUGCCCAGAAUUGCCGGCGGAUAGACCACAUCUAUGCAUCUGGUCAGGAGCUAUGUGAGAAGAUGUGGGGCACGGCCUUCCGGUACGAGCCGAAUGAGACUCACGGCUACACCAUGUGGUUCUUCGAUUCUGAGAACCCCAACGACCUGACCUCGGCAGAGUUGGGACGGAGCAAGGCUGAGUUCUGUCACCUUCAUCAGCACAAGGAUGAACCCGGGCCAGAGCCUACGAUGGUGUCAGAAUGUCACCCAUGGAGAUUCAACUCCUGCUGUCGCCGGGAGAUGGUAUCAUCACUGGAUGCUUUGAAGGCAAGCUUUGGAAAUCUAUUCCAUUGGGAUCGGUGCGGCCCACUGUCGCAAGAGUGCGAGCGCUUCUUCGUUCAAGAGGCGUGUUUUUAUGAAUGUGAUCCCAAUGUGGCUUUCUAUCGCAGCCUUGGCUGGGAAGUGGCUGUGACAGGUUUGAACAGGUGCGAAUUGGUGUGA